Molecule: messenger RNA, 1801 nt
Organism: Trematosphaeria pertusa
Lineage: Eukaryota; Fungi; Ascomycota; Dothideomycetes; Pleosporales; Trematosphaeriaceae
Exons: 3
Coding region: 83-1621 (512 amino acids)
Source: RefSeq, a predicted model, not a curated record
CUCGCAUCGUUCUUUCCGUGCGCGAUUCCAAAUCAUCCUCCACGCAUAGUCACAUCCUUCACGGAUCCUCAUUCCGGCAGUAAUGGCACCGAAGCCUCCCGCUGUUCAGGCGAGCCUGCCGUCAACCCAAUCGAUCGCCCUCGCCCUUGCAAUAGUUCGAUCAAAACCCCCGGGGACGACGGCUAGUGACCACGUUCUUCGACUACGCGCCCAAUUGAAGCGCGGACAGCAGAACCUCGCCGAACCCAAGCGUAGUGGCUAUCUUGACCUUGCCACGUAUUGGCGGCAGCGAUGCGAAUCGGCGGAGAACAAGUGUGGGGAGCUGGAAAGGCACAUUGUGAAGCUUGAGCGCUCCAAUCAAUCGCUAGAUCGCGACGAUCCGGGUGGUUAUGAGGAGACACCGGCGAGCCCGUCGAAGCGCAAACGAGGCGCUGCGCCUGCCCGAAAACCGAACAGGGGCACGGCGCCAAAGAAGAGUGCAGCCAACGCCGAAGAGACCAUGGAGGAUGAUCUUGACUUCCUGGAUGGGCUUGGUAAAGAUGGCGAAGACCUCACCCAACAUCUGUGGACAUUCCAGAAACUGUUCAGACAACAAGAUUCAGACCCUCGGGCCAUCUGUUCCUCUCUGGUUGCGACUACCAACGCUCUCGGCCGCGUCAUUUCUGUGGUUGGCAAGUUCCAUGACCGACUCUCGAGCCGUACGCGUCCUAAGGUGGGGUCACGCUCUCUUGACCAAGACCGUUCCGAGUUCUCAUGCGCCCUGUCGGCAUGUGCACGAGCCUUUGGGAUGGUACUUCUAGGCCUCAAAAGCAUUGAAGAAGAUGAUUCAGGCAGACGACUUCCCGGCCUCGUCAUUUACGAGUCUGUAAAGAUGCUCUCCACCGCUCUUGAUGCUAUUGAAGCAACAGCGCACCAUGCAGCUGCAGCUGCCACAAAAUCGACCGCCGAGAUCAAGAAAAAUAACUCCCGUACGCCUUCCAACACGGUCAAGGAGUCAGCUGCAGCUCGUGGUAUCGCGCACUUUCUCACCGGACUGCUAGCAUAUCUAGACAAAGAUGAACCGCUACACCAGCAGCUCUUCGACGGCUUUGCUUACGUCUUGUUUGAGCGUGUUGGAAAACGGCUCUUCUAUUGUACCUUCGGUCGCCAUCGCAGUGCCACCAUUGAAGGCGAUAUUGAGCUUCAGCCAGCAUCCACUCGUCUUGCAGACAUCGCCAAGCAGGAGACAGAAGCUUUAGCCAUCAAGUUCGAGGUCAAGGCCCUAAUAAUCGUUCUUGAGCGGGCUAUGGGUCUCGCACCCAAUCAUAUGAACCCUCAGCCUGCAAAGAAGAAUUCAGACCGUCUCGGUCGCACCCUCAGCUUGAGAACACUCCCAUCCACUUCCAAGACUCGGCUCAGCCCCCUUGCAAAAGACCGCCUCCAGCGGACAUUGAUCACCUGUAUGUUUGGGGAGAAAGUCGAAGACGAAUUCUUGGAUGUGCUCACCAUGCCGGUCAAGCUUGGACCUGUCCCGAACAUUCCAAAGAUGGAGGAUAGAGACGUUGAGGAAUGGUACCAACGGCAAGUCUGGCGGCUUGUUGGGUGGGACCUGUUGACUAGGGAAAGUGAGUGGGCACGAUGAGAGAUCUGUUAAACAUUGUGUGGGGGUGGUCGAUCUUAGGAUGUUGCAAACGUAAUGUUGGCUGGUUCAUCUCCUGUAACGUUCAAUGGCGAGCUGUUGCAGACAUCCGAUACCAUGUGUUCUAGGACAUAAACAGGUUAUUAGUAGUUGCAAAAGCAGCGCAUAAGAGCACGUAGAUCU